Neocloeon triangulifer is the source of this 2993-nucleotide messenger RNA. Its product is annotated as mitochondrial thiamine pyrophosphate carrier-like. The record is from RefSeq and is a predicted model, not a curated record. Gene Ontology annotation, biological process: transmembrane transport. Lineage: Eukaryota; Metazoa; Arthropoda; Insecta; Ephemeroptera; Baetidae. The transcript is spliced from 9 exons. Bases 163 to 1101 code for a protein of 312 amino acids.
CGUUUACGUUUUGGUUACGUGAGAAUUUUACUACAGACAGUGCUCCGAAAACAUGCGCGUAAUUUCAGGGAAGCGGAAAACCAGCGGGUCCUAGUUUUGGUAUUUGCACCCUGCCGAGGAACGAGAUUUCGAUCAAGACCGGACGAAACUACAGAAAGCCAAAUGGUUGGCUACAGCCCUAACAGCGAGCACCACUUGAGUGGGUCGCAGCUCGGAAUCGCCGGGGCCACUAGUGGUGCUGUUUCGCGCGCCCUCACCCAACCUCUGGACGUUUUGAAGAUCAGAUUUCAGCUGCAAGUUGAGCCCACUGCUGGUAGAAUGACUAGCAAGUCAAAGUAUAGCGGCGUCAUCCAAGCCACCCGACUAGUGAUUAGGGAGGAGGGCAGCAGUGCUCUGUGGAAGGGACACAUUCCGGCACAAGGCCUUUCCUUGCUCUACGGCGCCUCGCAGUUCUAUACUUACGAAUUGUUCACACAUUAUGCUUGUGAUCUGCAAUACAACCCGGCCGCAUUCUGGGUGCAUUUCACUUGUGGUGCUUUGUCCGGUUGCAGCGCUUGCUUCCUAACAAACCCACUGGACGUGGUUAGAACAAGAUUAAUUGCCCAAGGUGAACCAAAGAUUUAUAAUGGCGUAAUUUCUGCAUUUACCGGAAUCACCCGCAACGAGGGCCUCUUGGCCUUCUAUAAAGGCCUCACGCCUUCGCUCAUUCUGAUCGCGCCGCAGAUCGGAGCCGUCUUUGCUUGCUACGAGUUUUUCCACGACCUUUGGUGCGCCUCAUUGCCCAGAGCAGCCGGCUGGGCUCCCUUGAUGUGUGGUGCGCUUGCCGGAGUUUGCUCCAAAACUGUGGUUUACCCUUUGGACCUGGCCAAGAAACGAUUACAAGUCACUGGUUUUGAACACGCCAGGAAGGGUUUUGGAGAGGUUGUGAUAUUCAAAGGCCUGGGACAUGUGCUGUGGAGAACAGCAUCGAAAGAAGGUGUCCACGGUCUCUUCAAAGGUGUUUGGCCGAGCGUCUUAAAGGCCGCCUUAACCACAGGGUUGCAGUUGGCCGUUUAUGAACAGACUUGCAACAUGUUAAUUCUCAUGGCUCAUCAUCAUUGAACCUGUCAAUAACAAUGUAUGUUGAUUCUUCGUUAUUAUGCCUAUUUAAAAUGGGCUGUUAGAAAAAUAAUCUCGAUCAUAGUUCAUAUUCAAUACACUUUUUACAAAUUGUUGGACUUUAGUCUUUGCAAUAAGUGUGUAUUAAGACUGACGCCUUUCCAACCAGUAUGUGCAGUCCGAACUGAAUUUCAAUACCUAUUUUAGUGUUCUUAAAUUUCACUGGAAAAAUAUACAUAUUGACUUUGCAACAAAAGCAAAUAAAUUAUAGUAAGGCCAAUAUAUUAAAAACAAACGCUUUCAAAAUCAAUACAUACAUGUUUUUAGCAGAUUGUAAUUGUUUACUUGUUCAGCUGGCUCAGGUAAAAUAAAUAAAACGUUAAAAGAUCUGUGAAUAAAUUGAAAAUUAUUAUUUAUCUUUUUUAUGUGAUAAACAAAUGUUUGCUGAAAAAAUUAAGGACAGUCUUCAUUAUUUUCACUCAAUUUAUUUAUUGUUACAUUGCGUUUACAAUUCAAUCCUAUAACAAUAAUAUAAUUACUAUGCUUUGCAAUAAUAUUUAUUAAACUUCAUUAUAAUUGUCAAAUAACUCGCGCCUUUCCACUAAUAUAUGCAGGGGUCAAUUAAUUAACUUAUAUAACUUGUGUUGCUAUAAUUUUCAGGUAUAAUUAUGCUUUUUUAGAUAGGCUUUCCACUUAAUUCUACCCGAUUUGUUACCUAGUUUUUUACCCAACUUGGAUGUAUACCUAAUUAUACUAUUCAAUUUUAUCCCUAUCAAAGAGGCACAUUUAUUAUUUUUUUUCUCAAACAAAAUCAAUGAAAACUUGUAAUACAGAGAACAACUUACUUUUCACUUGUUCAACUGGCUCAGGAUAAAUAAAUAAGAUGUUACGGCUCCACAGAUCUGCAAAAUACAUUUUUUAAAUUUUAUAUACAUGGAAAAUAGGGAAAAUAGUAUUUACUGAAAAAAGUAAAGGUCGAUCUACAGUGAAAAGUCCACAGGCCCAGAAACCGAGCUUUCUUGCUCUUACUUGAGACCCAAGUAUUUGGAGCUGCAAAAAUCUUCCAUAUAUUGACUAUAUUUAUUUAAUUUUAAUCUUGAUCCACCUCUCGAAGGGCGUCUUGGUCCACAGUUUUCCUCAAAAGUCUGGCAGCUGCCUCGGCAGUGUUCUCAGCUUCCUCCCUGACCGCAUCACACGCCACAGUAAUCAAAGUCAUUCUGACCAGACUGUCCAGGACAAGGAGAGCGUAUCCGACGCAGGGACUUGCACCAUUUCCGCUGUUCUUACUGCUGAUGCACACCUUUAAAAAACUUUCUAUUUAAUUUUCCUAUUCAGAUUUCUGCUGUACGUUACCUGUAAGAACUGGACCGAGGAGUUCAGCAGGGUCAAGAAAAGGAAGGCGAGCUGGAAAAGCAUGAAAACCGCCAGGCUCGAGUUUAAUUCUUGAGCGACCAGAGUGCCGUUUAGAGUUUUGUAUCGACGCGUAAUUUCCUGAACCAGACUGACGAUGACUAGUUCGAGGAUCAGGAUGAUCAGUCCAAGGGGCACCAUGGACAAGUCCAAGUAGCCCCACGAAGAAAAAGCCCAGCUUGUUGCACCAACUCGCAGCAGCCACAAACCCACUCCUCCCAAAAUGCAAAUGACACUGCUGCCAAGUUUAAUCCGAUGGCUAGGAAGGCAAAAGCGCCGGCAAGAUUGUCCACUGCCAAGGGCGCAUGCAGCGGCUUUUGCGACCCCGCGUAGCUCCUGUAGUCCGCUUGGUCGCCAUAUUUCCUCACGUCCCGCGCCUGCCACUCCUGCAGCAGACCGGCCUCUUGAAGCCGGCGCAGCUCAACGCUGGUCGCCCUUUGCAGAGGUAACCCUCUUCUCAUCCCAAUUGAAACAAACCUAAAAUU